Messenger RNA from Xiphophorus couchianus (Monterrey platyfish), 1038 nucleotides. RefSeq names its product calaxin (gene clxn). The record is from RefSeq and is a predicted model, not a curated record. Bases 120 to 764 code for a protein of 214 amino acids. The transcript has 6 exons. NCBI's taxonomy places the organism in Eukaryota, Metazoa, Chordata, Actinopteri, Cyprinodontiformes, Poeciliidae. Gene Ontology annotation, molecular function: calcium ion binding.
UGAGCUGCCGUUUCCCGCUGUUGCCAUGGAUACGCACAGUCAACAACCCUCCUUCCUCCCUAAACCAAUACAGAGUUCUCGGUAAGCGGCGUCAAAACCAACCACGAAGCUGUUCAAAAAUGAUGGAAAUGACGGCUAAGAGCAAAAAGCUGCUACAUGCCCAGGUUGAAGCACUCUUGAGAAAAGUGGAACAUUUCAAUAAAACAGAGAUCGAGAAUCUGAUCCUGAUGUUUAACACCCUUAUGGCGGAGCAGGUCAGCCGAGGGCGACCAGCAAAUGGCCUGAAAAGAGGGAAGUUUAGAGGCGUACUGCAGGGCACUUUUGAGAUGACCAAUGCCGUGAUGAUGGACGGAGUUUUCAGAAGUUUUGACACAGAUGGUGACGGUGUCAUUAUUCUGGAAGAGUGGAUCAGAGGACUUUCUGUUUUUCUUCGUGGGACUCUUGAAGAAAAAAUAAAGCACUCCUUUCGAGUGUAUGACUUAAAUAAUGACAAGUACAUCUCCAAAGAUGAGAUUUUUCACAUGCUGAAGCACAGCUUCAUCAAGUGGCCUAGUGAGGAGGAUCCAGACGAAGGAAUUAAAGAUGUGGUUGAGAUCACAAUGAAGAAGAUGGACCUGGAUCACGAUGGCCUGCUGUCUUAUGAGGACUUUCAAAAAUCAGUGCUAGAUGAGAACCUUUUCCUUCAGGCAUUUGGACCCUGCCUCCCUGAGGACGCGACUAUUGAGAAGUUUGAGGAGGUUGUGUUUAAGGAACCAGAGCAAUGAAACAUUUCAUAUCAGUGCAAACUUUCAACUGUGUCUUUAAUAAAAAUCUUAGUAUCUGCUUGCAAUACAUAAAUAAAUGCAAUCUGAAAAGAGAGACAUCCAACUUCCAAAGCAGUGGUAGACAUCGGUCCGGUUUAUAUCCGACGACGUGGUUUUGCUUUUUUCUCAACUCUUUUAAGGUCUGGAACUGAUCCCACCUAAGAAUUAGACAGACAUACAGUACAUAGUGACACUAUAUUUGUUGUUAUGCAAAAUAAAAAUAAUCACUGAAUAA